GCCAGGGAGAGGUCGCCCUCGCACCGCCAGCGCAGCCGAGGGCAGGUCCGUCUCCCGCCAGCGCCUGCCCGGGCGCAGAUGACUUCCUUUCCCCGACAGCGGCCCAGUUCUCCUUCCGGGUGGAGAAAGGAGCCCGACGGCGAUGGCGGCGGCCCCUGGGCUCGGGCUGCCGUUACUGGUGCUGAUUUUGUGGGAACCCGGUAGGGUCCUCGGCGCGGCCCGGCCGCCACCGCUUCUUCCGCAGGACGCCGAGGUCACCUUCCUGCUGCCGGCCGGGCGGAGGGAGUGCUUCUAUCAGGCCGCGCCGGGCAACGGCUCCAUGGAGCUCGAGUACCAGGUUAUUGGUGGGGCCGGACUGGAUGUCGACUUCUCCUUGGAGAGCCCUUCAGGCGCAUUGUUGGUUGAUGAAUACCGGAGAUCAGAUGGGGUGCACACCAUUGAGCCUACAGAGGGAGGUGAUUACAAGCUGUGCUUUGACAACUCCUUCAGCACUAUCUCGGAGAAGCUGGUGUUCUUUGAGCUAAUCUUUGACAGUGCUUCAGAUGAUGAGGAACUGAACAACUGGGCAGAAGUGGCAGAACCAGAAGAGAUGCUCGACAUUAAGAUAGAAGACAUUAAGGAAUCUAUUGAAACCAUGAAGAGCCGCAUGGAGAGAAGCAUCCAGAUGCAGGCACUGCUGCGAGCCUUUGAAGCCCGAGAUCGCAAUUUACAGGAAAGCAACCUGAGCAGAGUCAACUUCUGGUCAGCUAUCAACCUCAGUGUGCUGGUGGUGGUGUCAUUUCUCCAGGUGUACAUGUUGAAAAGCCUCUUUGAGGACAAGAGGAGAGUCUGGACGUAGCAGAAGGAGAAACUGCACCCCGUUUACCUAUGUGGGAGAGGUAUCCAAAGCAAUACCAACUCCCAUAUUGCCAAAGCUCAAUACUGUCCAUAUGUAGCUGCCAUUUUUCUUUUGGUCUCUUCACAGAAGGGGUUAAAAUAUCAUAGCCAAGGUAAGGGAGGGAUGGGGAGGAGCACUGAACACCCACAUCUUGUGUGAUGGUGGCAAAUGCCCAGAUAGCAACCUGUCAAAAUUGAGAGCAGGUUGAGGGAAUGGAAGAAAUUAAGCCAUUAGGCAGCUGAUAGCAAGCAAAAAGAGCAGCCAACUUCAGGGAUUCAUACAUUUCAAUGCCUCUGUUUACAAUGAAGGGUGGGGUGUUUCUCAACAUAUUGCAGCUUGCAACAAAGUUUGUCUCUUGACCUUAACCUUUGAUAUUCUACAUCAGACUUCAUCAAUCAGUGUGUGCCUUAGCAAGCUGGCCUGGCUGGAAGUAGCUUCCAGCCCAUGUUCUGUAUUUAGAAUCUCCUUGCCCUAAGAUGUCUUGCAGUACUUCAGGGCAUUAAGAAAGCUCGCCACAUGACUUUGGGAAUCUUUCCCCUUGCAAUUGUGUUUGAUUUUCUUCAGUCAUAACUACAUGAGGAGUAUUGUAACUGCUGGAUAGACUGUUGAAAAAGAUUUCGCUUUAGCAGUUAGCAAUCUGCUAAGGGUGAACAGGGCUAGUUUUGCACACUUUCCCCCCUAGUUGGACUCUGAUAGUGAGCCAAACUGGGAGAAGAGCUGCAGGGGUGGAGAAGUGGGACGUCCCCAAUCCAGCAUUCUGAUUUCCAUCAGAAGACAAACAAAAUGUGGCGAGUUUAUUCCCGUGGGGAAAUCUAUUGCCUUUCUAAGACCAACUCUUUAGAUAUCUUUAAAUGUUAGGAGUUUAUGAUUAAAUUCCUGUUUAUAGAAGGCUGACCUACAGAAUCCAUGAGUUGCUGAAUCAGACUGGUUGAAUUCUGUUUUUGUCUUCAGUGUAACACUUGAACAACUUGGAGUUCCUUACUGGAUUUACAGUAUGAGAAAUGUCACAUGUAUAACUUGAGCCUAAACUACACAUGAUAGUGUCAGAUCUGUGUUUUAUAUAUGAUUGGGACAGACCUGCAUUUAAAAUGAGAGGGGUACUGAAUCUUCCCUUCCUCCUGCUAAUGUUGCCCCUACAGAUUGUCCUCCAAUAUCCUUUCUCCAUUAGCUGCACUCCAAUAUCAGCAGCGUGCCAGGCUGGGAGAGGAGCCCUUGUGGGAGAGUGGGAGUGGGGAAAGGAACAGUGUAGCACUCCCCUCACUUUAUGCAUUAUUGAGGGACUACUAACACAGGAUCCUUUUUCUUUUCUCUCAGUUCUGGUUGAAUGUUCAACAGUAGUUAAUGCCCAACAGACUCUUUCAGAUGGGCUGUUGCAUUUCCCUUAGCAUUCUUCGUAUGUUAAAAUUCGCUUGAGCAUAGCAGUGCAUUAGCCCAAGCUGGAUAUUCAACACUACUCCAUUGGCUCCUCUUCAGGGCAGGAGCUGUCAGUUUCAGUAGCUGCAUCCCAGAUCAACUGACUGCUUUCCUGAUGGUACAAACCACGUGUGCGCACUCACGCUCUAAAAAGACUUUGGGCUCCCUGAUGUCAGAGAGUGCCUGGCACUGUAUUAAUAUAUGAGGCUGCCAAUGUUGACCCUUUUUAAUGGAUCCAAGAUUGUAUAGUCUUGUGGUUCAAUAAAUGGUCUUUUGAGUUGGA
Molecule: messenger RNA, 2573 nt
Organism: Rhineura floridana
Lineage: Eukaryota; Metazoa; Chordata; Lepidosauria; Squamata; Rhineuridae
Gene: TMED1
Product: transmembrane p24 trafficking protein 1
Exons: 4
Coding region: 143-838 (231 amino acids)
Biological process (GO): intracellular protein transport; endoplasmic reticulum to Golgi vesicle-mediated transport; Golgi organization
Cellular component (GO): endoplasmic reticulum-Golgi intermediate compartment; Golgi apparatus; endoplasmic reticulum
Source: RefSeq, a predicted model, not a curated record